AAUUCGCCUCAUGGUUCAAUUAGAAAAAGUAUCACCACCCACCCAACCUAAUACAUCCACUACAUCAUUCAACCACCUUACGAAGACUCCGCCCACGACUUUCGAAAGCCGGUGACGCCCAUAAGCUCGACAUUUUGACCAACCCGAUUAGUCAGGAUCAUUUUAUUUCUAUGGGUAAAGGCAAGGGAAAGGCCCGCCGCGGUGGGCAAAACCGCGACCAGGACGACACACCGACUCCGCCCGAUUCCGGACGGCCAGCUUAUAUGACUGUCGGCAACGGAUCAACAUCUGAACACGCUACAAGACUGCAGUCGCUUAUAGACGACGAUUCAGGCUACGGUGGUAGUCUCGUAGACGGCGAAUCCAGCUCCUCGAACCGACCUCUUGGCUCCCAGCGAACCGAUCCCACUUUAUCGCGAGACAUGCCUUUUCAUCGUCAAUCUUCCGGCAGUCCGGAGACUGAUCACCGAAACCAAGCUGCAGCCGUUCACCAGCUAUGGUACAACAAGCACCAGGCAGCUUUAACCCGCUCAAUCAGCCGAGUUGUUGACCUCCUUAAAAGCCUUCAGGAAAUCAAUAUUGCUUGGCCCGCCCAUUAUCCUUCGGUCCAACGAACCGAGUCCUCUUCCGACCGACCCGCAUCGCGUCCUGGAAUGCAACAUGCCUUCUCCGCAGCCGGAGAACUCGCUGGUGAUUCAUCAUCUCCGUAUCACCCUAAACCACUGAAGCGAUCCAUGACGACUGUUGAUGAUGCUGCAGCCGCCGAAUCCAGCCGAGAUGCUGAGAACAAGAGCGUGGUCGAUAGCCCCAGACUAUUCACCCCGCAGAUCGCUCAACAAUUCUCGGUCUUGAAGCUGGAUCUCAAGCUAGGCUCUUUACAUCAGACCGAGCUAGUUCAUUCACUCGAAAAAGGUUCGAUCGCCGCGUUGCUCGACGGGAAAAUUAGCUCCAGCAUCAAACAUCUAUUUCUGCUUCGCGAAAGAAUCGAGGAUACAUCUAGCAAGGUUUUGGUGACCGGAGAUCUUAAUGCCGGAAAGUCUACGUUCUGUAACGCGCUGCUACGUCGCAAGGUUCUUCCGGAAGAUCAGCAACCCUGUACCAGUAUCUUUUGCGAGGUCCUGGAUGCGAAAGAAAAUGCAGGUAUCGAGGAGGUCCACGCGGUUCACAUGGAUGCGAUCUACAACCGACACGACGAAUCAACCUAUGACGUCUUCCCCCUCCAGGAGCUAGAGAAGAUUGUCCUCGACAACGAAACAUAUAUGCAGUGCAAGGUUUACGUUAAGGACGUACGAACUAUCGACGAGUCGUUGCUUAAUAACGGCGUAGUUGAUAUCGCAUUGAUCGAUGCCCCAGGACUCAACUCUGACACGACAAAGACAACAGCCGUUUUUGCGAGACAGGAAGAAAUUGAUGUUGUUGUCUUCGUAGUUUCCGCCGCAAACCAUUUCACACAGUCUGCGAAGGAGUUCAUUUGGGCUGCUGCAGCGGAGAAGGCAUACAUCUUCAUGGUUGUCAACGGCUAUGACCUCAUUAGAGACAAGCAACGGUGCCAGAAGUUAAUUUUAGACCAGGUAUACGGUCUGAGCCCUCGCACUUUCAAGGAAUCUAGCGAACUUGUGCACUUCGUAUCUAGCAAUGCCAUCCCAACAGCUCCAUCGCCCCCCGGUGGUCCGGAUGGAGGGGGUAGCGGUAGCUCAAGUGGGAAUGGAGACGACCCCAGCGACGACCCUAAAGGAAAAGGCAAGGAAAAGGAGAAGGUUGAGGACUUCAAGAAGCUAGAGCAAUCCUUACGGCGAUUUGUCUUGGAAAAGCGAGCACGUUCUAAGCUUGCCCCCGCCAGAACCUACCUCCUCAACAUUCUGAACGACCUCCACGUGCUUGCCACCGUCAAUAAUGAGGUAGCCCAGUCCGAGUUCGACCGAGUCGUCGGAGAGCUAGAGGAGAUCGAGCCUCAACUUGAAUCUUCUCGCAAAGCGAUCGCCGCUGUCGGCGAUGAUGUAGAUCAAACUAUCGAAGCAACGUGCAAGGACAUCUACGAUCACACCCGAACGGUUCUCAACUCCGCAAUUACCAGUGCCGGUGAAACCAAUCUCGGCGUGCCUUACCAUGGUCUGUUCUACGCUUUCGAUUAUGCCGAAGAGAUAAAAGAAGCAAUGCUAUCCAGAAUUGCAGAGUCUGUCACGUCCUGUGAGGAUUAUGCCCGAACGAGGGCUGUCGACGGCGUAAAUGUCAUCAAGCAGCUUGGUAUUUUGCAUCUUGGCAACGAAUAUCACGACCUCAACUUCCGCUCCGAUGUCAUGUUUCGAAGGAGGCGUGAUGUGCUAGCGAAGCAGGUCGACGUACCUACCGAGCUGUUGGAUUUCGUUGAUUGGUCUUCGCUUAUGCAACGCCAAGAAAAAAUGGCUGGCACGGGUAUGGCCCUAACAGUUGCUACUGCCAUUGGUGGACGACUAGUUGGCGGCAUGGGGUGGAUGGAUCACACAUUGAACGCCAUGAAGAUCAUCGGCAGCGACAACCUCCGAAAAUUGGUCAUUCCGGGUCUCGUUCUAGCAGCCGUCUCAGCCGCAGCUUAUGUCAUCCAGCAAAUACCACAUUCGCUGCCUCACCGUCUUAACAACAAGAUCUCAGCACAGUUGGCGGAACUCGAUUAUGUCCAUGCAAACAGCACUCGUAUCUCAGGUUCUGUGCGCAAGGUUCUCCGCUUCCCCGCGGAUAACCUUCGAGUAGACUUGACUCGUUCCGUUGAACAGCUCGGCAAACGUCGAGAAGAGACUCUGAAGGUCCGUGGUGAAAGCGAAGUGGCACUCAAGUAUUUCGGCAACCUCGUACGAGAGAGUGCCCAUCAACGAACCUUCGUCGAGGAUAUAGACCUCGAGGCACAUCCUCACCCUCAAGGAGCUCCCGGUAUGAACAUUGCAUGAGACAAGACUUAUUUAUCUAUGUGGCAUAGGAAUGGCGUUCAGGGGAACACAGUCGAAUUACGAGCAUGCCAUUUCGUUUGUUCCGGAGAUUGUCACGUUUCACUCCUUGACGGCUGCGACGGGUGAUGGACGAUUAUGAAAAGGGGCAACAAAAAAUGGGAAGAGCGAGGUAGAAUGGCUAACGGUUCUCAGGCGUCCAGAACUAAUUGGAGGCAGAACGAGAAUAAACGCUCUACUCUUCCAUGCGUGGUUUGUGGUCUGUGGUUUGUUUUACUCCCUCCUCGAUUCACUUGUACGUACACUCUAGCUUUACUAAAAUUAUGGCCCAAAAAUAGGACUUUUCAAAUUCAGACGUGCGUAGAGAAGACGUAUCUCGAGACAUGA
Messenger RNA from Annulohypoxylon truncatum, 3305 nucleotides. RefSeq lists its product as uncharacterized. NCBI's taxonomy places the organism in Eukaryota, Fungi, Ascomycota, Sordariomycetes, Xylariales, Hypoxylaceae. Bases 171 to 2921 code for a protein of 916 amino acids. The transcript has 2 exons. Gene Ontology annotation, cellular component: mitochondrial outer membrane. The record is from RefSeq and is a predicted model, not a curated record. Gene Ontology annotation, biological process: mitochondrial fusion. Gene Ontology annotation, molecular function: GTP binding; GTPase activity.